GUGUGGCUCUGAGCAUGCUCAGUGAGUGACUUCCUCCGUGUUUGAGAGGAGCGCUCCAGUGUCUCAGUCACUCUGAGCCGCUGAAGAGGAGGAACUGCUCUGUCUGGAACACCUGGAUCUGCUCUUUAAAGGAUUAUUCAGACACAUGUGGUUUUGUUUUUUCAGCACCGAGCCUGAUGUUUGACCUCGUCUGCCUUCUGGGAAAUAAAAGCCUUGGAUUUUUUUCAUGUCUUUGAAUAAUUUCACCUCUCUGUGUGAGCAGCCCACGCAGCAGAGGGGAUUUCUGUAACUUUGAACUUGUGCAAUCGUCUGCUCCGUUUGAGGCCGAUCUGAUAAAGGGUUUCUGUGAAGAGGAGGAAGAAGAGGAGGAGGAGGACGAGCUCUUAAAUCUGCUGCGUUUCUGUCUGAGCCACAGGUUGUCUGUGUGUGUUUAGACAGUUUGUCUUUCUGUCACACAUUAACUACACAGGGCCAUAGACUCUAUCAUGGGCUCUGAGAAGGACUCGGACUCCCCCCACUCCUCUGUGAGCGGGGUCCCUAACCCCAAAUGUAAACGUCAGGGCAGGAUCUCCUUCCACAGCCUGUUCCACAGUAAACGCUCCCGGGGACGUGCUUCUAAAGGGGCCCCGGCGGCCCCUGUGUCCCAGCCUCACAGCCAGCCUCUGCUGCCCUCUGCUCUGCCCUCAGGCCUCACCUCUCCACAGGACCCCCCCUCUGUCGCUCCUCCCUCUGUCUCUCCCCCCUCAGGGCUCCAGGACCCUGCUGCGCCCCUGUCCUGUAGCCGGGCGUCCCUGUCGGAGCCCGGGCUGCUGGAGUGCCCCCUGUGCCUGGUGCGCCAGCCCCCGGAGCAGCUGCCCGAGCUGGUGGGCUGUAGUCACCGCUCGUGCCUGUGCUGUCUGCGUCAGUACCUGCGCAUCGAGAUCACAGAGAGCAGAGUCCAGCUGAGCUGCCCCGAGUGCUCCGAGCGCCUGGUCCCUCGACAGGUGGCAGACAUCUUGGACGACCCCGUCCUUCUGGAGAAAUAUGAGGAGUUUCUGCUCAGGAGGUGUUUGGCCUCUGAUCCCGACUGUCGCUGGUGCCCGGCUCCAGACUGUGGGUUUGCGGUGAUCGCGUCCGGGUGUGCGAGCUGUCCGAGGCUCGUGUGCCGCAGAGAGGGCUGCGGAGCCGAGUUCUGUUACCACUGUAAACAGGCCUGGCACCCAAACCAGACCUGUGACUCCGCCCGCCAGCAGAGGGCGCAGUCUCUUCACACGCACAGCAACCACUCCCCCAGCUACACCCAGGAACAGGGGCCCGCUGAUGACAUCAAGCCGUGCCCUCGCUGCGGCGCCUACAUCAUCAAAAUGAAUGACGGCAGCUGUAAUCACAUGACCUGCGCCGUCUGCGGCUGUGAGUUCUGCUGGCUCUGUAUGAAGGAGAUCUCUGACCUGCACUACCUCAGUCCGUCCGGGUGCACGUUUUGGGGGAAGAAGCCUUGGAGCAGGAAGAAGAAGAUCCUGUGGCAGUUGGGAACCCUGAUCGGCGCUCCGGUCGGGAUCACGCUCAUCGCCGGGAUCGCCGUUCCCGCCAUGGUCAUCGGCAUCCCCGUUUACGUGGGGAGAAAGAUCCACGCUCAUUACGAACUGAAGAAAUCGUCCCGUCACCGCAGAAACCUGGCGAUCACAGGAGGCGUGGCCCUGUCCAUCAUCACAGCCCCGGUCAUCGCCGCCGUCAGUGUGGGAAUUGGGGUCCCGAUCAUGUUGGCGUAUGUGUACGGGGUGGUGCCCAUCUCCCUGUGCCGAGGCGGGGGCUGUGGGGUGAGCCGAGGGAAGGGGCGGGGCGUCCGGAUCGACUUUGACGAAGACGACGGACCAAUCACAGUGGCAGAUGCGUGGAGGGCCCUGAAGUCUCCCAGUCUGGGCGAGAGCAGCCUGGACGGAGCAGUGAGCGGUCUGAGCACCACAAGCCCGAGCGAGGCCGUGUCCGUGGCCCCCGGAGCCCUCAGUGAGACGCCGCACUUCAACACGCUGGCAGGGGGCGCUCUCGGCACACGCACCGGCAAAUACAGCAGGCUGGAGGUCCAGGCCGGGGAGCUGAAGGAACAGCCCCAGAGGGAGACCGGGAGCCUGGGCGCUGGCAGCGACUGUGCCAGCACCAGGGGCAUGGCCGGGUCCAUCAUCUCCUCCUACACGCUGCCCGACAGGGAGUGCACAAACCUCGAGAUCCAGGUGGACAUCGAGACCAAACCGAGUCACUUGUGUCUAACCAGCGAAGAGGACCUGACCCCUCCGGCCGCCUCCUCCGCCCCUCAGACCUCCACACGCCCGCACCCGCCCUCCGCCCGGGACGAGCCCCAGGACUGCAGCUCUCGGCGGGGGGGAGCUCUGAGCCUGUCCCCCGGAGCCUCGCUCAGGGACGGGCUCAGAGACGUGACCCUGGCCCAACCCGAAAGCAUCCGGAGCGAUCUGGAAAUGUCAGACACGCAGUCGGACGAUAUCGCCGAACUGACCUCUGAUGACUGCGAUUCGCCCAAACCCAAAACCUGCCCCCCGUCCUGCCGCGCCACGCACCCCCCCACGGAAAGCCUUCAGCACUGUCCCGACAACGUGAUCCUGUACGUGUGAGGAGGCCGCACACGCAAAAACCCAUGUCUACAGAAAGAAAAAUUACCUGAAUUCCGUUAUAAGUUUUUACUAGUUUAAGUGAAUUUUGUUCAACUUAUGUGGCUUGUUUUGGAGUUUAUUUAAUUUCAGAAAGGCCAUUUAAUAGACAAAACUGAAACUACCUAUUUAAAUGAGGGACAAAAGGCUCUAUUCACGCUUACUGGAAGACGUUUGGAAACAUGCAGAUGGCGACUCCUCCGCUCAAUUUCAUUUCUCUCCAGCAACUAGGUCAGGAAUCAGAAUACACUAGAUGGUUUUGUAAGAACCCUGGAAGUGUGAGUUCAGGCACCAGCCAGUCAGCGAUGAGCCAUAUUUUCUGUGUUGGCAACGAUUCCCGAGAUCAAGGAUUUAAAGUUGGAACAAAGAGAAUGUUUGGUGAAUUUUGUCAAGGGGAAAAACGUUAUUGCCCUUCUUCCUCCGGGAUUUGGGAAAAGCUUAAUAUACCAAAUAGCAGCGAUUGGUUAAAUUAAAAAAAGUACCCGCCUACUGUCGAGCGAACGAAUCCUAAUGCUGCGAGGUCAGGUUUUUCACUUCGUAGAAACCGGCUGAUGAACCAGGCUAGACGACUUCCGGUGUAGUUCCUGACACUGGGCAUGUGAUAAAACCAUGGAUUCAGCAGCAGCGUCUCCACAACCUGCCAAAGCUUUUCAUUGAGGAUGUGACUCUAAUUGGAUCUUCGAUGUCACUUACAGGCAGCUGGUUGGAAUUGUUGAUCCGCUGAGCAUAACGGAAAGCUACAAUGACAUCUUUUUUAUUAAAUUAGACAAAUUAUAACACACAAAUUAAUAAGCAAUUUAUAAAAGGAAAAAAGAAAGAAUACAAUGACAUCUAGAUGAAGAAAACCGUCUCAGUUUUCCCAAAUUUUGAUGAGAAACUAUUGCCAACAGAGCCCAAAGAUAGUCGUCAUCCACUUGUUUCCAAACAUCUUCCGGUUCUGUGAGCGUGAAUAGAGCUCAAUAUAUUAAAAUCUGAAACAUCUACAUAAUAGUCCUAUUUCAAGUCAUUAAAGUGCGCAUGGCAGGUUUACUUUACUAAUGAUUUACUCUAAUUUUGACUUAAUUUGUUGGGAUAAUACCUGUUGUAAAUACAAAUGAUAUUUAACAUUUCAACAAAAUAAAGGUUUUUCUUGUA
Messenger RNA from Boleophthalmus pectinirostris (great blue-spotted mudskipper), 3773 nucleotides. RefSeq names its product ring finger protein 19B (gene rnf19b). The transcript is spliced from 9 exons. Lineage: Eukaryota; Metazoa; Chordata; Actinopteri; Gobiiformes; Gobiidae. The record is from RefSeq and is a predicted model, not a curated record. Gene Ontology annotation, cellular component: cytoplasm; ubiquitin ligase complex. Gene Ontology annotation, biological process: protein polyubiquitination; positive regulation of proteasomal ubiquitin-dependent protein catabolic process; ubiquitin-dependent protein catabolic process. The coding region runs from base 486 to 2603 and encodes 705 amino acids. Gene Ontology annotation, molecular function: ubiquitin conjugating enzyme binding; ubiquitin protein ligase activity; zinc ion binding.